AUGCACAGAAGCAACCGAGACGACGAGCCGACCCGCGCCGGGCAUGGUGGUAGUACUAGUGCUCCUCCGCGACGCUGCUCCACCCGAAACGCCCAAUCGAACCGAAGCGCUGCGAGCACGCCAUCGAUUCCCGGUCGUCCCAUCAACGAUCCACCACCACAAGCCCGCCAUCGUCGUCACCGACUCCGUCGCGUGUCGUCGGAAGCAGAGUCGGAAACGGGACCGAGAACAGCAGCAGCGGCGAACGACACGGCCCUCGCCACGCCCAACGACCGCGAAGCCACGGAGCUGGCGCCCCUGCCAUCAUCGUCAUCGUCAUCAUCAUCAUCACCGUCAUCGCGGUCGUGGGACUCGGCGUCGCAGCGGCGGGUCGUCGGUGGCGUGGGGGAAGAGGAGGUGGACGAGGACCACCAGGACGUGCCGGAUGAUGAGCCUGCAGGUCGUCCGAGGCCGCUGCCGCCGCCGUCGGAGGCGCCGACGUGUACGGAUGAGUGCAGCGUGCGCGAGCGGCGGAAGCUGAGGCUGACGAGACAGGAGGUCGGGUGGUGGGAUGUGGCGACGAGGUGGUGGCGGAGGCAGGUCAGCGUGACGGUGCCGGCGGGCGGGAUGAGGGAUCAUCUGGCCCUCGAGCGCACCUUCCUCGGCUACCUGCGCACCUCCAUCGCCCUCUCCAUGACGGGCGUCAUGAUCGCCCAGCUCAUGCGCCUGCAGCACGCCCCCAACCCGGACCCGCGCUACGGCUACCACGCCCUCGGCAAGCCGCUCGCCGCCGUCUUCAUCACCGCCGCCAUCGCCGUGCUCAUCCUCGGCGCCUUCCGCUUCUGGCGCCAGCAGAACGCCAUUGUGCGCGGCAAGGUGUUUGCGGGCGGGUGGGAGAUUCUUGCCAUCAUGAUAGGGAGUACCAUUCUGACGACCACCGUGUUUGGACUGCUUCUGGCGGUUGAUAUCAAGAAGGCAUUAGAGGGCAGUGGGUGA
Diplodia corticola is the source of this 975-nucleotide messenger RNA. RefSeq lists its product as uncharacterized. The transcript is spliced from 3 exons. The record is from RefSeq and is a predicted model, not a curated record. Lineage: Eukaryota; Fungi; Ascomycota; Dothideomycetes; Botryosphaeriales; Botryosphaeriaceae. Bases 1 to 975 code for a protein of 324 amino acids.